Molecule: messenger RNA, 1621 nt
Organism: Pteronotus mesoamericanus
Lineage: Eukaryota; Metazoa; Chordata; Mammalia; Chiroptera; Mormoopidae
Gene: SLC39A3
Product: solute carrier family 39 member 3
Exons: 4
Coding region: 343-1287 (314 amino acids)
Biological process (GO): zinc ion transmembrane transport
Cellular component (GO): plasma membrane
Molecular function (GO): zinc ion transmembrane transporter activity
Source: RefSeq, a predicted model, not a curated record
GGCGCGCCGACGGGGGCCGCCGCCGGGAGCGACGCUGUGAAGUCUAGACAGCCCGGCCGUUGAGCAGCAGAAGGCGCUGGUGGGUGAGCGAGGGCCCCGGCGGAGUGACAUUUUCAGGUCCAGGGUGAAAACUGCUCCACUUUGGCUCAUUGAGUUAUGUAAAGACGUCCACAUGCUUCAGCACAUCCAUUUGUUCAGCCAGCGGUUACUGACUCUCUGUUAUAUGCCAGGCCUCUGGUGGCUGGACUGAGACAUGAGCCCCCGGUAGUACAUCGUGGGACGGGAGUGUGCAUCCACACAUGGUUUGGCCCUGUGGUGACCACAGCAGCCCAGGCCGUCACCAUGGUGAAGCUGUUGGUGGUCAAAAUUCUUUGCAUGGUGGGCGUGUUCUUCUUCAUGUUGCUGGGUUCCCUGCUCCCUGUGAAGAUCAUUGAGACAGAUUUUGAGAAGGCCCACCGCUCAAAAAAGAUCCUUUCACUCUGCAACACCUUUGGAGGUGGGGUUUUUCUGGCCACCUGCUUCAAUGCUUUACUGCCUGCCGUGAGGGAAAAGCUCCAGAAAGUUCUGAGUCUCGGGCACAUCAACACUGACUACCCACUGGCGGAGACCAUUGUGAUGCUAGGCUUCUUCAUGACCAUCUUUCUGGAGCAGCUUAUCCUGACCUUCCGCAAGGAGAAGCCUUCCUUCAUCGACAUGGAGACCUUCAAUGCCGGCUCAGAUGCUGGCAGUGACUCAGAGUAUGAGAGCCCCUUCAUGGGGGCUGCACGGGGCCACGCACUCUACAUGGAGCCUCACACCCACAGCCACGGGCUGAGUGUCCAGGAGCUGUCACGCUCCAGUCCCCUGCGCCUCCUCAGCCUGGUCUUUGCUCUGUCGGCCCACUCCAUCUUUGAAGGCCUGGCCUUGGGCCUACAGGAGGAGGGGGAGAAGGUGGUGAGCUUGUUCGUGGGUGUGGCCAUCCAUGAGACACUGGUGGCUGUGGCCCUGGGCAUCAACAUGGCCCGGAGCUCCAUGCCCCUGAGGGAAGCGGCCAAGCUGGCUGUCACCGUGAGCGCCAUGAUCCCUCUGGGCAUCAGUGUUGGCCUGGGCAUCGAGAGUGUGCAGGGCGUUUCCAGCAGCGUGGCUUCAGUGCUGUUGCAGGGCCUGGUGGGUGGCACCUUUCUCUUUGUCACCUUCUUUGAGAUCCUGGGGAAGGAACUGGAGGAGAAGAAUGACCGCCUGCUCAAAGUCCUCUUCCUGGUGCUAGGCUACACCGUGCUGGCCGGCAUGGUCUUUCUCAAGUGGUGAACUUCCCGUUGCCAUUGUUACUCAUCGUAGUCACCCCGCCCUGUGGGAGCCCCAGGCUGGACAUAGGCCGUUUCCCCCAGCGGGGAGCUCAGGCCCUCAGCUACUGCCUGUGCACAGAGGGACCACCCAGAACCAAACUGGACCCUAGAUUCUACACCCCAAGCCUCAGGGUGACACUACUAUUUGUAAAAUACUUCACUUAAAGGUAUUUACCAAAACUGUGUGACCAUGUCAACCUGGGCAUGGGGAUCUGGCAACUCAUAUGGGAGUCAGGGCUGGGCAUCCACAUGGGGUCAGGGCAAGAGCCUCCCCUUCCCCACACAAAUGAAGACCA